GCUGCGCGCCGCCCUGGACUGGGCGCACCGACGGCGCGCGCGGCUGCCGGAGGACCCCGGGAAUCCGGUAGCAGCUGCCCUCCCGCGGCCGCUCCUUCUCCCGUGGCAGCUUCGGGCUCCUCUUUGGAGAGACGUGGGAACUUUCUGGCUCUUGGCAAGGCUGCAGAGGUGAUGGGCCACUCCUGGGGCGCCCGCAAAGAGGCGUCACGGUGAGCGUCUUGGGGCUCCGGUGCGGCGAUCAAUGCCUGGUCCUGGACGCUUCGGUCCGACUUGGCGGCCAGCUCAAGGAGUCUUCCAAGCUAAGAUAAUUUUUUGGAACUGCAGAAAUGGUUGGUUCUAGCUACAAAUGGGAAUUUGGAGUCACUCUGAAAUACAUCCUGGAAUAAUUGUGCUUGACUGGAACCAAAUCUUAUGAAGUCUCCAAGGAUGAGAGUCUGUGCUAAGUCGGUGUUGCUGUCGCACUGGCUCUUCCUGGCCUGUGUUUUGAUGGUGUGCUGUAAGCUGAUGUCCGCCUCAAGUCAGCACCUCCGGGGCCAUGCAGGCCACCACCAAAUCAAGCAAGGGACCUGUGAGGUGGUUGCUGUGCACAGGUGCUGCAAUAAGAACCGCAUAGAAGAGCGGUCACAAACGGUCAAGUGUUCUUGCUUCCCGGGACAGGUUGCUGGAACAACUCGGGCUCAGCCUUCUUGCGUUGAAGCUUCCAUCGUGAUUCAGAAAUGGUGGUGUCACAUGAAUCCUUGUUUGGAAGGAGAGGACUGUAAAGUGCUGCCAGAUUACUCAGGUUGGUCCUGUAGCAGUGGCAAUAAAGUCAAAACCACAAAGGUAACGCGGUAGCAAAGAGAGAGGGUGCUUCAAUCCUGAAGGGACGACAGGAUGCAGAGCUCUUUUGCUUGGAUUCCUGUCCUGGCUACUUUGCGGGAAAAUGUCUUGGAUUUCAGCAACUUCGCGUUUGCACAUGUGUGCUGCGAGGAGUGAUAUUCACUCAUCUGGCCCAGCCCUCUUUGCUUCAUGGUUUUAUUACAUUGAAUUAUAACCACAAGCUGCCACACAUUUGACAUCCUAUCUGGAUUCCAAAUGAACAUACCUCCAAGAAAUCCUGAAAGAACAAAUCGGAAACUUCAAAAUGGAUCACCACUAAGGGAACAUUUGGUCUACAGUUUCUUUCUGCCUUUACAAAGGAACAUGGACAUAUGUUCCUCCUCUGUUUUUCUUUUGAACUUAUCUUUUAGCUCUUGUAUUAAAAUUGGUUGAAAGGGGUCUAAAUAACAAAAGAUUCUGGCAAAACAUAUUUGC
Molecule: messenger RNA, 1293 nt
Organism: Carlito syrichta (Philippine tarsier)
Lineage: Eukaryota; Metazoa; Chordata; Mammalia; Primates; Tarsiidae
Gene: TAFA4
Product: family with sequence similarity 19 member A4, C-C motif chemokine like
Exons: 6
Coding region: 412-834 (140 amino acids)
Biological process (GO): macrophage chemotaxis; phagocytosis
Molecular function (GO): receptor ligand activity
Source: RefSeq, a predicted model, not a curated record